This is a messenger RNA of Aaosphaeria arxii CBS 175.79, 1799 nucleotides long. RefSeq names its product general substrate transporter. Gene Ontology annotation, cellular component: membrane. Bases 101 to 1597 code for a protein of 498 amino acids. The transcript has 4 exons. Lineage: Eukaryota; Fungi; Ascomycota; Dothideomycetes; Pleosporales. Gene Ontology annotation, molecular function: carbohydrate:proton symporter activity. Gene Ontology annotation, biological process: transmembrane transport; carbohydrate transport. The record is from RefSeq and is a predicted model, not a curated record.
UGCUUAUAUUGUGCUGCGACCUUCCCAUGAGUGCAUAGAUACAUCAACCUCGUUGUUCUUCUUCUCUAUCAUACUGACCUGAGUGUCACCAUCUUUCACUAUGGGGUUGGUAUUCAACAUCGUGCUCGCCGUUUUCGCGGCAACGGGCAGCUUUCUGUUCGGUUAUGAUAGUGGUGUGAUGGCCCUCGUCAUCCAGUCUCCACACUUCCUCCAUUAUUUUGAUACAGAGAAAUAUUCAUCAACUAUUGGAGCUAUCAAUUCAACCUUCUCAGGUGGUGCCGUCUUCGGCGCGCUAAUGGGAGGUUCUACUAUGGAUCGCUUUGGUCGAAGAUGGACGGUGCUGAUCGGCGCCGCUAUCAAUUUGCUUGGAGCUGCUCUUCAAACUGGAGCACGGAAUUUGGCCAUGAUUCUGGUGGGUCGAAUUCUAGCUGGAUGGGCUGUUGGCGUGCUUUCUAUGUCUGUCCCUAUCUACCAGUCAGAAUGUGCUCAUCCCCGAAAUAGAGGUAUGAUUGUCGGCAUUACUCAACAAAUGAUCGGCGUAGGCUUCAUUGUUUCGACCUGGGUUGGCUAUGGCGCUUCCAAAGUCCCUAAGACGAGCUCGUUCUCCUGGCGGUUCCCGCUUGGUUUCCAGUGUAUUCCUUGCAUUAUGAUCAUUGCGGGUAUCUUAUUCUUCCCCGAGUCCCCACGACAUUUGAUGGAGAAGGACAAAGCGGAUGAAGCGAUGGCGGUGCUUCGCAAACUCCACUUCGAUGGCUCCAACGAAGAAUGGAUUCAGUCCGAGUUCAAUGAAAUAAAACUUACCAUCGAGGCCGAAAAGGCCAUCACUGCGCCUGGCUGGUCCAUCAUGUUCAAGGUCAAAGCCUGGAGGAUGCGUCUCCUUCAUGCUACUCUCAUGCAGGUUUUCACGCAGAUGACAGGUAUCAACGUCAUUGGUUACUAUUCGUCUCUUCUUUACGAGACCCUCGGAAUCGAGGGAGACAAAAAGCUGCUCCUCGUCAGCAUCUACAAUAUUGUCGGACCCGUUUGCAAUCUGUUCUUCAUCGUUUUUGUCCUGGACCGUGUUGGUCGCAGAAAGCCUUUGUUGUUCGGAACGGCUGGAAUCACUAUGGCAUUGAUUGCUGAAGCUGCCAUUGGGUCUCAGGUCAAGGGAGCCUCUGGAGCUCGCCGGAAUGGUCUAUCCAUCGGCGGAGUCUUCUUCAUCUUCCUUGUCUCCUGCAUUUUCAGCAUGUCUUUCGGCCCUAUCUCGUGGGUGUACGCGUCUGAAAUCAUGCCCCUGAGUAUUCGAGGACACGGUUCCGCUUUCGCUACCGCUAUUGGAAACUGGCUUGUCGGUACCGUAUGGUCACAAGUCUCGCCCAUUGGUCUUGGAAAGACUGAGUACAAGUUUUAUUUCAUCUUUGUUGCCUUCAACAUCUGCGUGACGUUUCCCACGAUCUUCUUCAUGUUCAAGGAAACUAAGAAACUUAGUCUCGAGGAGAUCGAUCUGCUGUUCGGAGAACGUGCCUUGGGAACAUUGCCAGAUGACCUGGAGAAACCUGGGCGUGAGGAACAAGUUGAACUCCAGCAGGUACAAGCGGAGGUCAAUAAAUCUAGAUGAACGAUACAAGACUGGCAUAAAUGUCAAGAAGUAUGAAGUUUGAAACCUGGUCAGUUAUGGCUAUGGCGAACGUACCUAGGUACUAUGCGAUAGGGCAAGGGUUUUGUAGCAAACGCAAGAACUGGCAAUAUGAGUGACUAUAACAACGUCGAUUACGAAUUAAUUAUACAUGCGAGAUCCUGUAUCUCGUCCAAUCGUUCCC